AUGUGUGUAGUGCAAUUCUUCAGAUAUCCGGCGGCGCGGCCAACCGUUUGCAUUGGCCUGUCUUGCAAUCCAUCAGCCGAGAGGCUGGAGCUCCUGCUGCAGCAGCUUUCGAGUGCUUACUACAAGGAACCACGGGAGGUGCUGCUGCAUGCGUUGGCGAUGCACGUCGAGACGUUUCUGGUGAAACUGCCUUCGCAGCCAAAUCUAUGGGAAGAGAUGCAGCAGCGAGUGCAGCAGCAGCAGCAGCAGCAGCAGCACUUGGAGCAGCUGCAGCUGCAGCUGAUGCGAGACCGUGCGAGACGAGGGACUCUGCAUAAAAGCAAAAAGGCCGCCGCAGCAGAAGCAGCAGCAGCAGCAGCAGCGCGAGACGGAGAUGCAGCAACGACGCAGCAGCAAGCAGCCGAAUUCCACAUGGCGGUCGCUGCGAGGCUCCGAGGGGAAGAACAGCAAAUGGAUGUGCAACACCCACUUCCUUCAGCCAUAUCUGCUGCUGUUGCCUCCCCCCUUGUGGGACAAAUGCUGCAGCAGCAGCUGCUGCUGCUGGUGGAGCACCACCAGAACCAGAAGCAACAAAAACAGAAAGGGUUGUGUGACUUGAUCUGCAGCUGCAACAUCGCAGAACGGCUGAGCAGACCCAACCGCCUUUCCGUUGCUGCACGAGACCUAGCGGCAGACUUCCAGAUGCUUCUGUUGCAACUGCUGCAGCUGUUGCACUAG
Molecule: messenger RNA, 717 nt
Organism: Eimeria mitis
Lineage: Eukaryota; Apicomplexa; Conoidasida; Eucoccidiorida; Eimeriidae
Exons: 5
Coding region: 1-717 (238 amino acids)
Source: RefSeq, a predicted model, not a curated record